This is a messenger RNA of Frieseomelitta varia, 1215 nucleotides long. RefSeq names its product cold shock protein 2-like. The transcript is spliced from 3 exons. The record is from RefSeq and is a predicted model, not a curated record. Bases 778 to 1215 code for a protein of 145 amino acids. Lineage: Eukaryota; Metazoa; Arthropoda; Insecta; Hymenoptera; Apidae.
CCUAAUUCAACCUCUGCCAUUUCCAGGUACCGCCGCCCCGACGGGAGUUAAGCAUCGCGAUCGUUGUUAAGAAGGACGAAGUGGGAGAGAGGAUCGAGUGGCUCGCAGCGAGCCGUCGAAGAAGGAGAGAGUGUGCAGCCAAGCACGUGACACCGAGUGCCGUGACCCGAGACACUUGUUGCACCGCUGCGGCCCCUUUAAAGUGUCACCGCGCUCCGUCCACGUGGCGGCAGGAUUAGAUCGACGCCCGAGAGAACAAGGAGGAAACGGAGAAGAAGGAAAACAAAAAAAGAAAGAAAGAAAGAAAAGAAAGAGAAACGCGCGUGCCGUGAAUUUCGUCGUUUGCACUAUCGUGGUGCACCAAGCGUGGAUAUGAGCGGUUCGAGCGUCCCGUGCUCGAUGAUCGUUGGCGAGGACGCGACGAGAAACCAACCUCGCGAGUGGUGAAGAGAUCGUGUGUGAUGCUGUCGUUUCGUCCGUUAGUGCGUGCACGCGUGUAAGAACCCAGCGGGAUCUGUGUUUUGAGUUUCGCGGGAGAGAGGAGGAGAAGGGCGCUCGUUACAGGGUGGUGAACAUGAACGUGAUUUGGUGUCUAGACCGGUGACACCGGUCGCUGUUGUGCGUGCGUGGCUAUCGCCGCUGGUUACUCCGAAUUAGCAGACUAUCACUGAGACGACGGAUAUCCUCGAUCGGUGGAUAUCGUCGGGCUUGUAGAGGGGUGGGUUCGGCGAGGACAGCAGUGGAGAAAAGACCGGAAGGCUGGAUCACCUUCGUGGAAUGUCUUCAGGCGCCAAGCGGCUGGUGCAGUCGCUUCGGGGCCGCAGCGGGGGUGGCAGAGGCAGCGGUGGUGGCCGCGGCGAUGCUGGCGGAGGGGACGGCAGCGGCGGCGGUGGCGGCGGAGCGAGCACCAGCGCGACCAGAUUGUGCCAUUACGACAGCGGUCACGAGCUCGACGAGAUCUCGGUGGUCGGUGCCGCCAUCAGGGGCAGCGAGGGCCUUCCCACCCCCACGACGCCCUGUCACUGCGGCGGCCUCAAGUAUGGCAGCGGGCAGACGCUUUACAGCAUCGCCGGCCUGGUGCCCCCUGCGCCCGCUGCACCUGCGCACGGAGCCCAGUCAGUGUUGCGUCCAAGCGAUCAUCAGCGAUUUACGAUUCGCGAUCAGCGUAGAUUAUGGAAAUUGGAUGUCGUUGGAUCGAGGCUUGAAAAAGUUUGA